Paramecium sonneborni is the source of this 520-nucleotide messenger RNA. The record is from the annotation of a GenBank genome assembly. NCBI's taxonomy places the organism in Eukaryota, Ciliophora, Oligohymenophorea, Peniculida, Parameciidae.
UUUAUAUAUGAGUAAUACUUUAAAAUCUCUAGGUAAUAAUCUUACUAAGGGGGGAAAUGAUUUAGCAUAAACUGGAUAAAGUUUUGGAGGAUCUCAAAAUCCAGCUUCAUUAAAGGGAAAACUUAUGAGUUUAGAAGUAAUUCUAUUAAAUUAUCUAUUAUUUUAGGAAACCAUUAAAGGUAUUCAAGAUGAAAUGAAUUUUCAUAAAAAAGAAGUUUAAAUUCUUAAAUCUGAGAAAGAUACCUUAGAAUCUGUUUUAAGUAUGAAAACAUAAGAUGUUAAAAAGACUCUUACAAAUGAACUUAUGAGAAUUGAAGAAGAAAUGAAAAGGUAUCAAUUUAUAUUUAUAAUUAGACAUUUUGCUCAUUAAAAAGCAGAAAAUUCAAGAUUAUAAUAAUAAAUUACAGGAUUAAAAGGAGAAAAGACAGCUCUUCAAUAAUAAUUAUUAGGAUUAUAAAGAAGAAUUGCAGAGUUGGAAUUAUAAGUUGGUUAAGAAUAAGCAUGAAUAGUAAUAAUUAAC